Messenger RNA from Ogataea philodendri, 423 nucleotides. RefSeq lists its product as uncharacterized. NCBI's taxonomy places the organism in Eukaryota, Fungi, Ascomycota, Pichiomycetes, Pichiales, Pichiaceae. The transcript has a single exon. The coding region runs from base 1 to 423 and encodes 140 amino acids. The record is from RefSeq and is a predicted model, not a curated record.
AUGUUGAUGCUAACGCCGUCAUUGGCAGGAUUCCGUGGCUUAGACGUCACAAACGCUUCACCAGCCUUUGACUCGGCCGGUGGCGACACCUUCUCCACGGGCGUAGGUUCUUUAGCCGGAGCUUUAACCGUCUUCUUCUCCUUGGACACUUGCUCCUUCCAUUGCUUGAUAAUUUUCUUCACGAGCGAGCUGACCUCGGCAUCGGCAUGCGUCCGCAGCUUGUUGACUGCCACUCCGACCUUGGUUUCACGCAGAAACUUUUCUGUGGCUACCACAUCUUUCUUGAGCACUUCCAACAACUCCAAGAUUGUCUUGGAAUCCUUGGCCUUAUCCAAACUCGUUAUCACAGAUUUGACUUCUCCAGCGUUCAUUAUGGGUAUCUCAGAUGGACUCGCGCGUUUCCAGGUGUUCUACGGGUCCUAA